Messenger RNA from Ceraceosorus guamensis, 1195 nucleotides. RefSeq lists its product as hypothetical. Bases 1 to 822 code for a protein of 273 amino acids. Gene Ontology annotation, biological process: chromosome segregation. Gene Ontology annotation, cellular component: Ndc80 complex. The record is from RefSeq and is a predicted model, not a curated record. NCBI's taxonomy places the organism in Eukaryota, Fungi, Basidiomycota, Exobasidiomycetes, Ceraceosorales, Ceraceosoraceae. The transcript is spliced from 4 exons.
AUGACGCCGCGCAACAAUCUAGCUUCAUCCUCUCUACAAGCUGCGCACAACAUCCCUUCUUACGACUUGCCCUCGCAUGCGCUGCUAGACGUUACGGGCGAUUGCAAGCCUUCGUUGCACUUUGCUCCGUUGCAGGAGAGCAUCAAGCAGUUUGGAGAUGCGAUCGAUCGAUGGGUCAGCAAGACUUUCAACGAGUGGCAGGAUGAGAAGCUGGGAAAUGAACAGAGGGAGAUGGACCUUGUCAGAGAGAUCAAGGAAAAGGAAAAGCUGAUUCAGGAGGCUAAAAUAGCUCAGGGUCAAUUGUAUGCUGAAAUCGCCUCGGAGCGCGAAGCCGAUUCUUCUGCGCGUCAGGAGCUUCGGGAUCUCGAGAGGCGUUUGGCCAGCGUGAAUGCGCAAUGCGAAUCCGCUUCCAAGGAGUUGGCCGAGGUGGAGGAGAAGCUGAAGCGGAAAAGGUCGGAGAAGCUGGACGACAGGGAGAUCAUCAAGCGGCAACAGGAGAGCAACACGGUCGAGUUGAACCAUCUUGAAAGGUGCACUGGGCUGAGGAUCGAAGGUACGAAACAGGCUUCGACGGUACGCUACGUCUGGUCGCUCGUCAAUCCCGACGAGUACGGAGAGGAAGUGGAGGCGGUGGUGGACCUGAGCGGCAGCGAUUACAAGCUCCUCUCGCAUUCCCCACCUCUACCCAAGGAAAAGUUGGAUCAAGUCAUGAAGGAGCUGAACCAGAGCAGAAAAGUCUGGGCUUGGGUCGUCAAGAUGAGAAGCCUGUUUAGAGAAGAGGUGGAAAGACUUCGAGCCGAGCGCAAAGCUAGGGGAGAUUAGACCUUUGGGAUGAAAAAGGCCCGCCUCGGCGUCACGUCUUGACAAUCCACGCAUACAUGCGCCGGUCCACUCGACAGCUUGCCUUGCCCCCCCUCCUACCCCUUUGCCCGCUCUUCGGUCCCGAUGAAUGCAUCCCGACGCGCAGCCGUCGCCCGCUCUCGCACACCGUGACACGCGCCUGAACUUUUCCGCAUCUUUCUCUCGUCUUGUCCUUUACAAACCCUUGCCCCUUCCUAGCUAGCUGUACCAACAUCGAAUAAAUGCACCGACGCGCGGCUACAGAUGACGGUACGGGUUCGUGUUGAGGUGUUGCCAUCCGCGGUGAUACGAGAGCGUGACAGGCAGCGCAAAAAGGAAACAGGGGCCGGGCCAC